CUUUGGAAAGCCGGUAUUGUUUUACAUGUACUUUCAGUAGCAAGGAUCUAUCACGCAAUGGUAACAAUGAGUAGCUAUUUAUAACGUGGUCGAUGUUUAUUCAGAAGUGAUGACCUACUACGAGAGAUCGACACAAAACUGGGCAGCAUUGUUUUACAAAGACAGUUGUGAUAUUUACCUUGACUGGAGUUGCACAGCAAUGGAGUCGACGGUGACAUUGCUAGUCGUGCUCUUAGUCAGUGUGCACACCCAGGCACAAACUACAUCUCCGGUGCCAGUUGCAGUGAUGUUCGUAGGACCUCAGCAAAAUGCCAACUCCGGCUCGACGGUCCGUUUGAACUGUUCCAUCGAGUAUCAGGCCAGUGCAAAUAUCAGCCUUCAAAUUCUGCACGAAGGUAACGAGAUCAUUAUGCAAGAAAUGAUCAGCGCGAUGACUACGCACCAAUCAAGUAGAUACCAACUGAGUGUGGCACAACCUGAAUCAAGCAAGUUUCUCGUAUUCCUGGACAUACUUAAUGUUGGACGCGCAGACUCGGGAACCUACACCUGUAAGGCGACUCGAGAUGCGGCAAGCCAGGUCACAACGGAGGAAGCGAUUGUUGAGCUCCAAAUCAACUAUUUGCCGCCCAGAAAGUAUCCCUUAUGUUCUACCCUUGGAGAAGCUCUCCCAGAACCCAUUCGCCAGGGGCAGGUGGUGACUCUUCUCUGUUCUUCUCGAACAAGUGAACCGACAGUCGUUCUUAAUUGGUUCUACGCAGGGGGCACUGACGUGAGAUCCGUGACAGAGACAGAAAGCGAGAACUACGUCCAGUCCGAAUUAACGGUUGCUCUUCUGUAUCCAUCAACCGGUGAGGCACCGGUCUUCAGAUGCGAAGCAACUAGUGAUGCCUUUACGGAAUACCGCAGCAGUUGCACUCGGGGUCCAUUUAAUAUAGCGCCACCUACCGAAAAUGAGACGAUUGCCCCAGCCAGCGGGCCUCCUUCGUCCACUUCAGCGGCAGUUGAAGGUGCAAACGACAGCACUGGAGAAAACAGUCAACCUUCCGUGGCGUCACCUGCACCGAGUGAAUCCAGCCAGUCCGCGACACCACCUCCAACGAGUGACUCUAAUCAGUUGCUUAGCAACGCCUCCUGGAUGCUCGUCAUAAUUAUUGUCUUAGCAUGUCUCCUCCUCAUAUCUGUCAUCAUCAACAUCUUCAGCAUCGUGCGACGACGUCGUGGUGGCUCGGCUCUCACGAUAAGCCAAGAUGACCACUACCAGGGAUUGGACAAAGUUGACGAGAAGGGCACGUACACCUCACUGACGACCCCAGCCUUGAGCCUUCAGGCCAUCAACAAAAAGUCUGAAGUUCUCCAAGCGAGCGAUGCAACCAAAGACAGCGAGCAGGAUUAUGCCCAAGUAGACCUGUCUCCCAAUUCCGAAUCCAAACCCAUACAUCUCGAGGAUCCAAAAUACGUGAAUUACAAAAAGAGAAAACCAAAGCGCCCUUAAAAGUUGAGUAUUUCAUUUGUCGAUUGUGCAUUUUUUUUAUCGUUUAAAGCCAAAAAAGGUGCUUCAAAUCUAAAGAAAGGUACCUAACAAAUAAUCGGAUGAAGUUUAAUCGGAUGAAGUAUAGUGCUAUCAAUGCUGUAUAUUCCGAGAAAACAUCAUUGUGUGUCUCGAAUUCAAUUUAAGAGUUGCUGAAUCAUGUUUUGAAUUGCGCCCGAAAUCAGCAUCUAGGACACGUUCUCAUUCAGUCGAUUGCAGCUACACGCGAUGUCAUGCAGAACUGACGCACGCAGAAUUGAGCGCUCCCAUUGACGGCUUCGUCGAAUUAACAUACUAUAAUGUUUUAAGCCACAUUUAAAAAAAAUUAAAGUGAGGCUAUAAUGAAUAAGUAGUCUGGCACCAUACAUCCAAUUCAACAGUUCACAAUUUCUGAAAUACAUUCAGGACACACGACAAAAAAAGGCCAACUUGUGUAAGAGGUUCAUGCCCAAUUUAAUUAAAAUAGGCCCUCACUACUCGUGACACCACUCUUAAAAAUGUGUUCGUGUUCAAAAUUCCGUAACUUAAAAAGUACGAGUGAUUGAAUGAUUCUUGUACUAAAGGAAAGCCUAAUGAGCUUUCAUAUCCUGGAUUUUGAAAAUGCUACGUUCAAUACUUCAUUCAAAAAUUGGUCCUGCCAUUUGGGUUGCAGGUUUUUGUUUACUUACGCUGUACGGUGCGUAUAAAAACAAAACAACCGACGAACGGCGAAGCCCAUUAAAAAAACCCAAAUGCUUACAAUGGGCAAAAACAUUAAAGUAUAAAACAUAAAUUGCUGAUGAAUGGAUUGGAGAAAAUCCCACGAAAAUGUUUAUAAAAUAACUUCGUUUGUGUAAUUCCAAAGUUCUUGUAUUUGUAAUAAUAAUGUUUUUGGUCUGUUGCACCAAUGCAAUCUUUCCUAGUAAUUUUGUACUUUGCUUAAUAGUUUACAAUUUGUAAUGUAUUGCAGGGCCCAAUUAAUUGAGCCCAGUGGGACCUAUAAUCUCCCUGGGUAAGGAAAUGUAUUAAAUAAAUGUAAUCAGUACUGGCAAGUCUGAGAAA
Messenger RNA from Patiria miniata (bat star), 2569 nucleotides. RefSeq lists its product as uncharacterized. The transcript has a single exon. Bases 110 to 1492 code for a protein of 460 amino acids. Lineage: Eukaryota; Metazoa; Echinodermata; Asteroidea; Valvatida; Asterinidae. The record is from RefSeq and is a predicted model, not a curated record.